Austrofundulus limnaeus is the source of this 2324-nucleotide messenger RNA. RefSeq names its product rhomboid, veinlet-like 3 (Drosophila) (gene rhbdl3). The transcript has 9 exons. The record is from RefSeq and is a predicted model, not a curated record. NCBI's taxonomy places the organism in Eukaryota, Metazoa, Chordata, Actinopteri, Cyprinodontiformes, Rivulidae. Bases 646 to 1893 code for a protein of 415 amino acids. Gene Ontology annotation, cellular component: membrane. Gene Ontology annotation, molecular function: serine-type endopeptidase activity; calcium ion binding.
CGCACUCUCCAUCUCUCUGCCUCGCUGGGAGGACGUCGUGUGCGCAACGGAGCGGAGCCGAAGCAGCCCUGCAGCGGACUCUGUUGGAGCCGUCCUCCUCCUAUCAGAGGGUUAAUUACCUCUUCCAGACACCGGAGCGCUCUCUCCGUCCUCGCCGUGGGAGCAAACAGCGUGCCAGGUGUCAUGACGCACCAAAAAAGCUSGCGCACGUCCGAACUUGUCUCCUCGGGUCUGCCAUGUGCGCGCCUCGGUUGAGUCCGCUCCGGCCGGUUCCCGCGCGCCUCGCGACGAGACCGACAGUGCGUCAUCCCCGGCCCGGUGCGCCGUCCACGUGCCGCUGUCACCACCGGAUGAUGUAAUUGUUUCUCGCAGAUGGAUCCGCUGCUCCUCCUGCGUCAGCGUGCCACUUGGAGCUCCGCAAACAUCUGUCCCUGCUGACGGACACGGAAUAAAACCCUUGCGGGCAAAGGUGUGGGAUUUGCAACCUUGAACCUGUUUCCAAACUUGACCAACUUUCUGCGCGUCCUGACGUUCAUUUAAUGUUUUACUUUCCGGAGGGAGGUGGCGGUGAUGAUGAUGAUGAUGAUGAUAGCAGGAAAGGCGGGUGUGUGGAGUCGCUCCUAACGCCCUGCUCCCUGUGGGUGUAUGGAGGAGAGCAGCCCGAGGAUGACCGGAGGAACCCGGGAAGCUCCGGUUAACAUCUCCCCUGCGGUGGCGGCCAACGCCGAGGGCGAGGAGAUCGAGGUCCUGGAAAGUACCGACGUCCUCCCCGUCGCUCCAGAGGAAGUCCAGUGGAAGUCUCUGUUUGACAAGUAUGACCCGGAGAAUUCGGGCUUCAUCAGCACAGAGAGGUUCAGGGACCUGCUGGCCACCCACGGAUCUGAACUGGACCCCCAYAAACUGGAAGUCCUGCUGGCGCUCGCUGAUGGCAACGCCGAUGGAAAGAUCUGCUACCAGGACUUUGUCAACCUGAUGAGCAACAAGCGCUCCAACAGUUUCCGGAGGGCCAUCCUGCAGGGCAGCAGGCAGCUGAAAGGCUGCAGUCUCAGAGAUGAGGUCGGGCUGGGGCUGCCCCAGAGGUUAGUUCGCCACGUCGCCUACGAAACGUUGCCCCGCGAGGUCGACCGCAAGUGGUACUUUGACAGCUACACGUACUGCCCCCCUCCCUGGCUCAUCUUGGCGAUCACCAUUGCUGAAGUWGCAGUGUUCAUGUAUUACGGAAUCCAGCUGGAUCGCCUGGUCCUGCAGGUGUCCAGCCCGAACUUUUUAAAGAGCCCCCUACCUUACCACCCCCAGCUCCGAGUCCAGGCCUGGCGGUACCUCAGCUACGUUUUCAUGCACACUGGGAUUGAACAUUUGAGCUUGAACAUGGCCAUGCAGCUGCUGGUGGGAGUCCCUCUAGAAAUGGUCCACGGCGCCCUGAGGAUCGGCCUGGUCUACGUGUGUGGUGUGCUGGCAGGGUCCUUGGCAGUUUCAGUCACAGAUAUGACGGCUCCGGUGGUCGGAUCGUCUGGAGGGGUGUACGCUCUGGUUUCAGCACAUCUGGCUAACGUAGUAAUGAACUGGUCGGGAAUGAAGUGCCAGUUUAAGUUAUUCCGAAUGGCCAUGGCGCUGGUUUGCAUGAGUGUAGAGUUUGGCCGUGCAGUGUGGCUGCGCUUCUACCCUCCAGCCUUCCCUCCAUGCCCCAACCCCAGCUUUGUGGCUCACCUGGGGGGCGUGGCCGUCGGCCUGACUCUGGGUGUGGUGGUUCUGCAGAACUAUGAGCAGCGACUCCAGGAGCAGUCCCUGUUCUGGAUAUUUUUCUGUGUCUACACCCUGUUUGUGCUCUGCGCUGUGUUCUGGAACAUUUUUGCCUACAGCCUGCUUGAUGUGCGAGUACCCCCGGCACCAUGAGUUGCUCUUAAGAGGCAGACAAAAACACUGUAUCCCUCACUGAUGGGCACGGUUGGUUGCGUCACCUCAGUCUCACCAUUUUGAGCCUCAUCUGUUGGUGACAGCCGUCGCGCUCCUACUUCUUUCACUCGAGCCUUACCAUUUAAGCAACUCUACCACCUGCUCCUCGUUUCCGUGUCCGCUGGGUUUGAACAAAGCACCAUCAGCGAAUACGAAGCCUCGGAUCUUACACAAACGCAAAGCUUACCUCUUCUGCCUGUUUCUCCUCAAUCCAACGGUGCCUUUUCAUGAGGACAUCGCUAACCACAAAUAUUUCUGCACAUCUGCCUCUUGGCCUAACACUGAAGGGUAAUGUAGCCCUAUCACCCUCCAGUGUUGGACCAGUUUCUGGAUCAGAAUAGUUUUUGAAAAUCCUUCUAUCUCCAAAUGAA